Molecule: messenger RNA, 1790 nt
Organism: Camelina sativa (false flax)
Lineage: Eukaryota; Viridiplantae; Streptophyta; Magnoliopsida; Brassicales; Brassicaceae
Source: RefSeq, a predicted model, not a curated record
UCAUCUCUAAACAAAAGUCACCAUCGAUUUGGUAAUUCUAAAACGCAACACUGGGAGUUUUUAACAACAUAUAUAUAUAUUUUCUCCAAGAGAUUAUCAUUUCUUCUUCUUUGGUUCUUCUUCUGCAUAGUUCUUGAUUAGUGCUUCCACGUCUUGUGGUUACAGGGUAAUGGGCCAAGUAUAUCCACAAGGCCCAUAAACAUGCCAAUCGUGUCUGUGGCGUAUUAAUUAAAUGUAUUGGAAGCAAAAAACUAAAUCCCUAAACCUGUGUGAGAUAAUCGCUCGCGACCGAGAAUCCCUAAAAAUUUUGAGUCGAUGGCGUUGGCGGAACUGAGAGGUCGGCUAGGCCGGUCAUUUGAAGAGAUGAUGGGUGAAACAAGAAAGAUGGCAAUGAGAAGUCGGCUAGGAGGCCGGUCAUCUGAAGAGAUGCGUGAAACAAGCAAGAUGGAUGAGAUGAUGAUGCUUGAAGGAGAUCACAUGCGCUCUGCUUGACGCAAAUUUUCCUAGAUCGGCCGUGACUGUGAUGGAGAGAAAAUGCCAGGACAUUAUCAAUCUCCCUGCCGCGUCGUCCAACAAAGGCAAACAAAUCUACGAGAUUAUCUUAACUGAGCUCGUUAGUAAGCUUGAUCCGGGAAAGCCUGCACUCUUUCGGGGAAAGCGUGAAUCUAGCAUAGUCAUGUUCAUCGGAUUACGAGGUGUUGGAAAGACCAAAACGUGUGCCAAGUAUGCUCGUUACCACCGGAAGAAGGGAUUCAGGCCAGCUUUGGUCUGUGCUGAUACUUUCAGCACCAAUGCUUUUCUCCGGCUCAACAAGGCUGCCAAAGAUGAGGUUCCAGUUUACGGAAGUUGGUUUAUUUUUUGUAGUUACACGGCAGAUCCUGCAGAACUUGCCGCUGAAGGAAUUGCAAAGUUCAAGAACGACAAGCGUGACCUUAUAAUUGUAGACACCAGUGACCGCCAUCAACAAUAUUCUACAUUGUUUGAAGAAAUGCGCCUAUUAUCCCAAUCAAUGAAUCCAGAUCUUGUUAUAUAUGUCAUGGAUAGCAGUAUUGGUCAAGCUGCAUUUGACCAAGCUCAAGCAUUCAAACAAAGUUUCACUCUUGGAGUUAUCAUUGUUACUAAUAUACACGGCAACUCUCAAGCAUGUGGUGCUAUCAGCGCUGUUGCAGCAGCAAAGUGUCCCAUGAUAUUAACUGAAACGGGAGACAAGAGUGAGGAGUUUGAAGCAUUUGAAGCUGAACCUUUUGUCAGGCGUCUCUUGGAAAACCCUUGGGAUAAACCCCUGGAAUAUACUUUGAGAAUAAUGUAUAACCAUUAUAGGCGAGAAUCAGGAUUGGAUAGACAGUUGUUUUUCCAUACAAGACACUAUUCGAAGCUAGACCUCGAGAAGUUUAGGCGGUACACGAUAAUAAUGGAUUCCAUGACAGAUGAAGAGCUUGAUAAACCAAACAAGGUAAAGCAAAUGAGCUUGGAACGGUUGAUGGAGAUAGCUGAAGCAUCAAAAGUAGAUGCGAGACAAGUUCUGCAAAUGUUAAAAACGUAUAAGAUGAAGACCAAGAGCUUUAUGGACCUUGAGAUGAAGAUUCGCAAUGAAUCUGCUAGACCGCGGUACGCGGUCCUGACAUCUUAGGUGGUCAUUUCGACGACCAAGUGAACAAAUUAUGCAUUAUGUGCUUUUCGAUAUUUAUGUAAAAUAAACAAGUAUGUAUGGCGGUAAUUUGGGUUGUAUCGGGUAUGAUCGGAAGACCAGAAAAGAAGUUCUACGUCUAGUUUUUUUUUUUUUAACUCAA